Messenger RNA from Benincasa hispida (wax gourd), 410 nucleotides. RefSeq lists its product as uncharacterized. Gene Ontology annotation, biological process: cell fate determination. The record is from RefSeq and is a predicted model, not a curated record. NCBI's taxonomy places the organism in Eukaryota, Viridiplantae, Streptophyta, Magnoliopsida, Cucurbitales, Cucurbitaceae.
AAAAAAAAAAGGUAGUAAUCUCCACAACACAAGCCCCUAAUAUGGCCAUCUUUGUCAAGCUCGUCACUGCUCUUCUCGUCCUCUCUCUCGUUUCCACAGGAAAUUGUCAGUGUAUAUUGAACAACAUAACAAUCAGCCAAAGGAUGACUGGAUUUCAGAUCCAUGGAAUGACAGAAUGGAAAGUGACAAUAAGCAACAACUGCCCUUGUUCUCAAUCAGAAGUGAAAAUUGAUUGCAAAGGAUUUCAAACUACUGAAAGCAUCGAUCCUUCCAUCUUAGCCGUUUUUGAUACUGAGUGUUUGGUCAACAAUGGCCUUCCUAUUUUCAAUUCCAACCCCAUUACUUUCUCUUAUGCACAAGACCCUCAAUUCAAUUUCAAGCCAAUCUCCUCCCAAAUUUCCUGUUCUUAA